UUUUCUGUCCCGUUGCUCCGCCGUGUUUGCCGCUAAUCUCGCUGCGGGCUGCAGCUAGCUAACGAAGCUAUCAUGCGUCAAACGGCCAUGACAUCACAAACGGAUUCACAUUUCCAGAAACUUCCGGCUUGUCAGCGUUGAGACAGUGACUCGUGUUGUGUGUGAGCGUGUUGUUGUUGCACGUUGUGGUUUUCAGCGCGCCGUGUGCUGGACGUGACGGAGAAACAUGGACCCACGAAAAGUGGCCGAGUUAAAGGGCUUCGUGCAGCGGUGCGAGUCCAACCCUGGGAUCCUGCACCUUCCAGAGAUGAGCUUCUUCCGGACCUGGCUGCUGGGCAUGGGAGCAACGAUCCCUCCUCCACCCAAGACUGAGGAGUCAUGCCACGGUGGCUGUCCUUGUGGACCUCCCCCUGCAUCAGCUUCACCUCCUGAACCCGCUCCUCCUGCAAUGUCCGAGAGUGAGGAGAGUGAAAUAGAAAUCGACAAAGAGGGAGUGAUUGAGCCAGACACCGAUGAACCACAAGAGAUGGGAGACCUUGAAAAUGCUGAUGUCACAGAGGAGAUGAUGGACCAGGCCGAUGUGAUGAAGAUGGAGGCAAUUAAUGCUCUGGGAGAAGGUGAUCUACAGAAAGCGGUGGACCUUUUCACCGGCGCCAUCAAGCUGAAUCCCUGCUUAGCCAUCCUGUACGCCAAGAGGGCAAGUGUCUACAUCAAGAUGCAGAAACCAAAUGCAGCCAUAAGAGAUUGUAACAGAGCCAUCAGCAUCAACCCAGACUCUGCACAGCCUUACAAGUGGAGGGGGAAAGCGCACAGGCUUCUGGGGCAUUGGGAGGAGGCGGCCAGCGAUCUGGCCACAGCCUGUAAACUGGACUACGACGAGGAUGCCAGUGCGAUGCUGAAGGAGGUCCAGCCUAAGGCUAACAGGAUCAUUGAGCACAGACGCAAAUAUGAGCGCAAGAGAGAAGAAAGGGAGGUCAAGGAGAAACAAGAGCGGGUAAAGAAAGCAAGAGAGGAGCACGCACGGGCUCAGAGGGAGGAAGAAGCGCGACAGUCUGGCGGAGGAUUUUUUCCAGGUGCUGCUGGAUUCCCAGGUGGACCCCCUCCGGGCAUGGGAGGUCUUGGUGACCUCCUGAAGGAUCCUGAGCUUCUCAGUGCCAUGAAGGACCCUGAGGUGAUGGCUGCCUUCCAGGAUGUGGCGCAGAAUCCAGCCAACAUCUCCAAGUACCAGAGCAACCCCAAAAUCAUGGCACUCGUCACCAAGCUAAGUUCCAAAUUUGGAGCUUCACCACAACCAUAAACAGGAAAAUUACCAAAGGAGUGGAGAGGGGGAGGGGAGAGUGAAUACUUGGUGAAACAAUCUGGGGAGCCAAAACACUUUAUAACAAUUAUUCCACUGUGUGCAGAUCAAACAUGGGGCGCAGGGGGCAGUUUAUUUGGUGUUAUGUCCAGAAAGUGGGGCUACUUUUUUAAUGUUCUGCAUUAGCUAUUUAGCACUUAGCGAUGUCUCAACAAAGCAACCUAUUGGUUAGGAGUCAGGUCUCUGACGCCUCUCAGUUGGGACUUCAGUUAACCACAGUUUGAUAUUUCUUAAUCUGUAUCUGGAAAAGCUAACCUGGAAAGCCCUGAUUUUUGACGCUAGCGCACAAACAUUUUUACAGGCAUUUAAUACAUGGUGUAGCUAUUGUAGCUAUAGAAAAAAUUACUGUUCUUGAUUUCUGACCCUAUAGGGAAAAUGAUUCACAAUAAGAAAAUAAUAAAACCAUGGUUCCUUCA
Messenger RNA from Paralichthys olivaceus (Japanese flounder), 1773 nucleotides. It is a transcript of the gene st13, whose product is annotated as ST13 Hsp70 interacting protein. Gene Ontology annotation, molecular function: protein dimerization activity; Hsp70 protein binding. The record is from RefSeq and is a predicted model, not a curated record. Lineage: Eukaryota; Metazoa; Chordata; Actinopteri; Pleuronectiformes; Paralichthyidae.